Messenger RNA from Gasterosteus aculeatus aculeatus (three-spined stickleback), 1099 nucleotides. RefSeq lists its product as uncharacterized. Lineage: Eukaryota; Metazoa; Chordata; Actinopteri; Perciformes; Gasterosteidae. The record is from RefSeq and is a predicted model, not a curated record.
AUAACCCUCCACAUUUGACAGCUUGUCAUGUAAUGUCCAGCGACAUGAUGACUUCCCCGGUUGUCUCUGGGCUUUCUAUCUUUGCGCUGCUGAUUGUGGACAUUUGCUGCUUUCCUUAUAACCAAGGCUCAAAUCCCAGCGCUUCCCAUGUCAGCAGUUACUCACAAGCUGCUCCUGCUGUAAAUGCAAACCAGGGAGAUCAGUCUGUAGUUUGGCCUCUCAAAGCGCCUUCUAAAGCUGUCAUCAUACGACAUAAUCCAACUCAACCACAUGUGGGGCCCGGCAUCUCUCAGCCUACUGCUCAAAGAGGACCGGCACCGUCCGUUGCCCUCAGUUCUUCUUCUGGGCCCAUCUCCUCAGGCUUCAGGGACCCUUCAGUGAGGAAACUCCCCCUCAGCUCUGCACAACCAGGAGCUGCUUUUCAACCUGGUCCUGAAAGAAUCCACAUGGCUCCUCCCAAUCCUAACUCUGGAGGUGUGGCAAUGUCGUCUGGCAUCCGUGACGUUGCUUCCAGUUUCCCUGAGGCAGUGAGUCCAAUUCAGCCACCAACUGAAUCACAGUACAAAGCGGGAGAGCUCUCCCAGUUUGAUAGAAGCUUUGACUAUGGCAACAACGAGAUGGAGACUGAGCAACGCGGCAGUCUGCCUCCACCACCCUUCUUUGGUCCAGCGUCUGCUGGACAAGGUUUUGCAGGACCACUUCAGCCGAACACCAACAUCGGUUUAGGAUUUGACUUCUUUCCUUCCCCUUACUACGACUACAUGUUCCUGACUGGCCAGUAUCCUCCAGGCACCUUCAGUCAUACCAGCAGCAGCUAUAAUCAGGGGAGGGACUACUACGAAGACAUUCAGUAUGAGAGACCCGGUCGUGAGCAGCCGAUGGCGCCAGUUGCUGACUUUCAAUCCCCCCAGAGCAUCAAGGGUCCCAAUCCUCGGAUGGCUGGUUACAGACGGGUUGGUGGAAAGGCCAAACCUGAUUCUUCCCACGGAGGCUACAGGAUGCCAGUUGGUAGCCAAGCUGGUGGGCGCAACAAAGUUAAGGUGGGGAUGCCUUCAGUGUACAAAGCCUUUUGAAUGCAAUAAAAGUUUUAAGAUGUCAA